Neurospora tetrasperma FGSC 2508 is the source of this 954-nucleotide messenger RNA. RefSeq lists its product as uncharacterized. The transcript has 2 exons. Bases 1 to 954 code for a protein of 317 amino acids. NCBI's taxonomy places the organism in Eukaryota, Fungi, Ascomycota, Sordariomycetes, Sordariales, Sordariaceae. The record is from RefSeq and is a predicted model, not a curated record.
AUGUCCAAGAACACGAAGAAUCGCCGGGCCGCCGGCGCGAGGCAGGGUUCCCUUCCCCAGAACCAAGGCCAAGGCAAUCACGGAGUUGCGAGCAACGUGAUGGGCAACGGACCCAACCUAUCUCUCCUCAGCGAAAAUCAUGGGCACAAUCAGGGCCCAGAGAGUGACCAACUCCCGGCCAUCCCUUCUGCCCCUCAAGGCAACAACCCUACCUCUAACCAGCACUUACCUGCCCCUGGUCAUAAUGGCUACUCCAUCCCUAUCAUCAGUGAUAUCCCCUCUGUUCCCUCCAUGCACCACCAGCCUCUGCACCAUGCCCACAAUCCUAAUCACCAGAACAUGUACCACAAUAUCCAUCCUUUCAUGCCUCCCAAUUUCAAUGGUCCGUUUCCGGGUCACAACGUCGACUUCGGCGAGCACUUCAUUCCAAGCAACGCAUUCGACGGAAACCUUCAUUCGGAACAAGAACCGUUUCUUCAGCAGGGUGAGCUGUCAUUCGCCAAUUUGCCUUUAAACCCCAACUUCGCUCUAUCGACUGCUGGAGCAUACCAGCCUCAAGAGAUGAUGAACCACCCUGUUACUUUUCAUCAGGCCCAGAUCUACCCCUUGGGCGGCCAUCCGAUGGGAUCCAGCCAGCUAGCUUUGAGCCAGGACGCUCCAAACCAGCAAGCUCUGAACCAGCAAGGUGUAGCCCAGCAAGCUCUAGACCAGCACCACCCAGCUGUUAACCACCAGCAAGUGGACUUACCUGUUGAUGACCCCCCUACGCCCCAUCCCCAGGCAAACCAUCCGGCCGUCCUAACCCUCGGAACCAUCACGGUCAACAUGGCGGAAGACGAUGUCAGACACAUCAUCAGGGAGGCAGCAGACGUGCUGUACGCCGGACACGGGCAGUGCAAGCGAUAUUUACCCGACGAGAAUGGUAUAGAGCGGCGCUGCACCGCACGCGUCUAG